Musa acuminata AAA Group (dessert banana) is the source of this 837-nucleotide messenger RNA. RefSeq names its product putative RING-H2 finger protein ATL69. The record is from RefSeq and is a predicted model, not a curated record. The coding region runs from base 157 to 699 and encodes 180 amino acids. The transcript has a single exon. Gene Ontology annotation, biological process: protein ubiquitination. Lineage: Eukaryota; Viridiplantae; Streptophyta; Magnoliopsida; Zingiberales; Musaceae. Gene Ontology annotation, molecular function: transferase activity.
CCAUGCUAAAUACUCUCUCUCUCUCUCUCUCUGCAUUCAAAAUAGCGUUGGCGAAGUCCCAUGCACUCAUUUAUUGCACCACGUAGCCUUAAAUGAAUUCUCCCGUGGAAUCGCCCCCUCUCUCACUCUCUCUCUCUCUCUCUCUCUCAUGCUCCUAUGUCGCCCGACUCCAUCUCUGCACCUCUGGCCGAAGCGCCGCCGUCAGCCGCAGCGGUUGGCCUCGGAUACGGCAUCGCCAUAGCGGUUGGCAUCCUCGUCCUCGUCUCCACCAUCAUGCUGGCCUCCUACGUCUGCGUCCGCGUCAAGGGCGGCGCCCACCGCCCGUUCCCCGCCCCGUCCCUCCCGGUUCGGCCGGCCGCCUCUGCCCCAGGCGACGCCGCGGCCGUUGUGGUGGUGACGACCUUAGGACUAGACGGCCCCGCCAUCGAGGCUUUCUACCCCAAGUUCGUCUGCGGCCAGGGCGGAGCGUCGGCGCCGGCGGGGCCGUGCCCGAUUUGCCUGGCAGAGUACGAGGCCGGGGAGGCCCUGCGGCGGGCGCCGGACUGCGGGCAUUGCUUCCACGCGGGCUGCGUCGACGAGUGGCUCAGGGUGAGCGCGACAUGCCCGCUAUGCCGCAGCUCGCCGGUGCCGUCUGCGGCGGCGACGCCGGUGGCGACCCCGCUGUCGGAGCUGAUCCCUCUGGCGGCGCACGCCCGGUGAUGAGAUCUCAUGUGGUGGCGUGGCAGAGAAGGGGGAGGAAGCGGUGAAGGUUGUUGGAGAGUUAUUAAUGGUUUUUUCCACUCUCAUUGGUUGUUUUUUAUGUAGAGUCGACAUGUUGACCAAAGGAGAGCUCGUUGC